This is a messenger RNA of Heterostelium album PN500, 219 nucleotides long. RefSeq lists its product as uncharacterized. NCBI's taxonomy places the organism in Eukaryota, Evosea, Eumycetozoa, Acytosteliales, Acytosteliaceae. The coding region runs from base 1 to 219 and encodes 72 amino acids. The transcript has 6 exons. The record is from RefSeq and is a predicted model, not a curated record.
AUGGACUUUGGUAAAAGUUUUUGUAAGAAUGAAUUUACCAGUGGAAUUGGGUUUAAUGGUGGCGGAAUGAAUAAUGGUGGUGGUGUGGUAUUAAAUUGGAUUGGUAUGAGAAAAAAUGAUGAAUGUAAUGAGAAGAGACCAGCACUUAUUAUAUUGGGACUGGGUAAGAUACCUACAAUGGUUGCAAGAGAACGUGGAAUGGAGCUAUCGAUUGCCUGA